AUGGUUGGUGUGCAAGCAAUCGAAACAGAUCACUUCCCUCCAAGAGAAACAACUGUCGUUGUUGAAAAUGAUUUGGCAGCUCCUAAUAAACUUGUUAUGCAUUGUCAAUCAGAUGAUGAUGAUUUAGGCGUAUCAAAUCUAUCAAGUGGAGAAAAAACAUCAUGGUCAUUCAAACCCAAUAUUUUCGGAACAACUUUAUUUUGGUGCAAUUUCAAUUGGAACAAUUUGGUAAAGAGUGUGGACAUUUACAAUGCUAAGCAUGAUGAUCAUGGAGAGUGUAUCACUACUUGCUUACGCAGUGUUAGAGAAUAUGGAUUCUAUUAUUAUAAUGAGAUUGAUAAUCAGUGGUAUAAAAAAUAUACAUGGUAA
Messenger RNA from Cicer arietinum (chickpea), 369 nucleotides. RefSeq names its product S-protein homolog 2-like. NCBI's taxonomy places the organism in Eukaryota, Viridiplantae, Streptophyta, Magnoliopsida, Fabales, Fabaceae. The record is from RefSeq and is a predicted model, not a curated record.